AUGCCAGCUAUCCCAACAGUUCCAGCAAGAUACACCAGUAUCUUAGGCCGUGGGGCUAUUCAGGAUGACCAAAAUUUGUUGUUAACUGCUCUACAGGCUGAAGAACCUAGAGGUCCAUUGCCCCCAGUCCCGCCAACCUCUGAGGCUCAGUGUGCCGGAUGGAGAUGUCUUACAGAAGCGCAACAAGCUGGCAUUAUUGUCACAAUUGUUGUGGUUUUUGUAGUGCUUGUGCUUGCGCUGUUGUUCUUCUUGAGAUCAAAGAAGAAUAAGAAGGACUGGGUUGAUGGGGACUUUGUUCUUGUUCGCCAGAGCCGACGGCCUAGAGCCACAAGUCAAGCCAGCUCCAUGAACCCUCAGCACUCACGAUUCUACUUCAGACACGAAGGCCUCACAGGCACACAACUGCCACCUCAACUCAUGAUAACACAUCCGACAAUACUCCACAUUCCAUCACCUCCAGCACCUGUCCCGGUACCCUUGCCAAUGCCGAUGCCGAUUCCUUUUCCAGUCCAAUACCCUCAACCUGGGCCAAUAUAUCCAAUGGUUUACCAACCCUUCAACCACCGGAUGCAGACUCAAGGCCUCGAUCAAGAUCAGUGGCAACAUACAGCACCGAUGUUUCCCAUCAAAAUCCCAAGCCAACAACCACGGCAGCCUCCUCGAGCCCAGCAACCGCCUCCUCGACCAUGGGCAGAGGGCCGCGGUUACCAGUACACGCAGCGGCCGCCUCGCAGAAGGCCAUCACUCGCACGAAGAUUGUUCGACCUCUUCAACCUUCCUGUUGGUAGAGCAUCAACAAUCGUUAGCUCUAACUCUGGCUCGCUCCGUGCGCCGUCUAUCGGAAGCAGCCAUCGUUCGCGGGGCUCUGUAACCACCAUGAGCACACCACCACUUCAGGAAGCGAUACGGGGAGGAGACGUUCUUGUCGAAAUGGGCCAGGCAACGAGACUCGACGAGGCGUCUCCAGCGGCGGCAACUGUCCGUAGUGAUGAUUUUGUCACUCCCUCCAACCAGCGAAACAUGGCUUCAGAACCCAAUAUGGCGAAGCCAGCCUCGUCAGCCCAAGGAAACUUGACCGGCCAUCCGAUUUCCAGUUUUCAACAGGGAACGAGCAGCACUGAAAUUUCACCCGUCCAGAGGCAGGUGAAUGUCAACGGCGAACCAGAGGAAGGAAUUGUUGUACCAGUCUCGGUCUCUCAACGCUGUUCCAAGACCGAGGCUUGUCACUCUCCUGGCAAUACUAAACCGCUUCGGAGGUUCGUACGAUGA
Colletotrichum destructivum is the source of this 1269-nucleotide messenger RNA. RefSeq lists its product as uncharacterized. The record is from RefSeq and is a predicted model, not a curated record. Lineage: Eukaryota; Fungi; Ascomycota; Sordariomycetes; Glomerellales; Glomerellaceae. Bases 1 to 1269 code for a protein of 422 amino acids. The transcript has a single exon.